AUGAGAAACAACAAGUGGAUCAAUAGGAGGAGCAUCUCAAACAACAUUCAAUCAUCAUCACUCCUCAUCAUCCUCGUAUUCCUAGCCACCCUAGGAUUCGCCUUGGCAGGUGGCAUGGACGAAAAAGUCUUACAAAACGGACUCACUCCCGCUGCUUUAAAUUCCCGCGUUGUAGAUUCUGCUACGACGGUUUUUCAAGCAAAAGAAGAAGACGAUGCGUUAGUGAUGAGUAGCGGUGGUGGUAGAGGUACCUCUCAUGACACCAUGAUGAUGGAGGAUGAUACCUCGGUGAUGAUGAAUUUGAUGAAUUUUGGAUCGGUACUGAGCGAAGAGGAAUCUAUGAAGAAUACUUUAAAUCAUGGAGCUAGUACUACUACAACAACAACUACAUUGGAUGUUUCCAACAUGUUGAGCCAUUUGAUGGAAGAGGAUAUGGAAUCAACAUCAUCAUCGACUCUUAAUCUUGGAGAAGAAGCAGAGGAAGAAGCCAUUGCUGAAUUGGAAAGUGGAUCUCUGAAUGAUUCCGAGAUGAAUGAAAUGAUGGAAAAUUUACAACAAGAAACUGGACUUAUGGACGCUGAAAUUGAACAAGCGGCCAGUAACGCCCAUGAAGGCUUUACAUUGGAUGAAGUGUUGGAUUCGAGUGGAGUCUCUACGCUCUCAACCAAGAGUGAGCAACAAUUGGAACAUCAACGCUUUCUGACUCGUUCCCAACAACAUGCCAAGAUGAAUGAAUUUAAUUGCAAUCCAUUGUGUUUGAAACGAAAAGGAUUUAUUGGACUUGUGAAAAAGACAUCCCGAACACGAGCAUUGAUUAAAUUGUUGAGAAAGAGAAGAUCCUUGAUCAACAAGAAGUUGUAUCCUUUGCAACAACUCCAAAUCAAGGCAAGAAGAACUUUGGAGGAAACCAAAGAUCCAGAACAACAAGCAGAGGCUCAACACAACAAGAUCAAGACAGAGAGAGAAAUUUCUCGUUUAUUACGAUUGAAAAAGAUGAAUAAUGAGAAAUUGAAGAAUGCCCUCAAUAAUCUUAAAAAACUCAAAGCUCGUAAGGCAAAGGCUUACUUGGUUUUGAAGAAGGCGAUCACUCUUCAUAUUGCAAAAUUGUUGAAACGAUACAAGAGUGCUCUCAGUAGAAAGAUGAGCGCUGUUAAAGUUCGAAAGGCACAAAAGGAAAAGUUUGGAAAGAAGAAAUUUAUUCCACCCUAUCUUGUCAAUUAUGCCAAAUUGGACGUGUUGAUUGCAAAUAAGAAGUACUUUAAUGCUCUCUACUUUUUAUUCAAGAGACAACUCUUUGUAUUGAACCAUUUAAUUCAUCACCGUUCUAAAGUGUUGAAUUUGCUCACUUUUGAGAAUGGUCGUGCUAAACUCUUCGCCUUAAAGUCACAACAAGUGAAGGAGGAUAAUGAAAAGUUGGAAAAACAACUCGAUGCAACCAAGAGUGAGGUCGAAAAGGCCAAAAUCAAGGGACAAAUCGAAGUGAACAAACUCAAACUCGUUCAAUACAAGAAGCACGUGGCCACUUGCACCAUUUUAAUUAAGAGAGCGCAAAAGGCCCUCACAAGUAUUGCUAACAAGUUGAAGGAAGCAAGCAAAGUGUUAUCGUCUCGUAAAGUGGAUCUUCCUAAAGAUUUGAGAAAAUUAUUGCAAGACAAGUACAACGCUGAACAAGCUGUAGUGGACAAGAAAAGAGCCAUCAAUGAGGCUGCUGUGAACAAGGACGAACUUAAUGCUGCCUUACCAAAACCUAUCGAUUACUCAUCCAAGGAUUACUUUAUUUUACCACUCAAGAAGAAUAACAAGCCAUACGUGUGUACGACCAAUGAAAAACCAGAUCCAAAGGAAUUGCUUGAUGGUGUUUCAAUUACCAAGGAUGUGUUAUUUAAACCACUCAUUUGUUUCCACCAAUCUAAAAUCCGUGUGAAGGUUACUUACAAGAUUGGACAAGACACUAUUUUCAUUUCGAAAUAUCAUUCGACAUGGAUUCGACAAAAUAUGAGACUUUAUCUCAAUAAGAAGGGUAAAUUAGUGGUUCAAAAGAAGGGUUACAAGCAAUUGAAGAAACCUGCCUCUCCUGCAUUCAAGAAGAGAAAGGUCUUCUCAGAUCGUGUCAAGUACAUUCAAACACAUCCAUCCACUGCAAGAGCUGUGAUCAAAUCCUUUGUCAUGAAGUACUAUUCAUUGCCCGCUGAGGACUUUAGUUUGUCAUUCUCCAUUGGUCGUGGUUUGGCAGGAAAAAUCAAAAAAUCACCACGAAAGAUUCGAACAACUAACAAUCCUCAACCAACUAACAAUCAACCUCGACCAUAA
This is a messenger RNA of Naegleria lovaniensis, 2310 nucleotides long. RefSeq lists its product as uncharacterized. The coding region runs from base 1 to 2310 and encodes 769 amino acids. Lineage: Eukaryota; Heterolobosea; Eutetramitea; Acrasida; Naegleriidae. The transcript has a single exon. The record is from RefSeq and is a predicted model, not a curated record.